GACAGCAGACACCGGAGGAGCCCAGAAACAUGUCUAACUGUAAGAUGUGGAGCUUCUUGCUGCUGUUUACUUUAUUCUGCUCCAGCUGCCACGGCUCUGUGACCUGCAAGAAUAAUAAUGGCCAUGACGUUGACUGGUAUAUUUUAUAUAAGGCACCUGAAAUGUCUUCUUCACGCCUCACUGGUUCAGAAUUUCUUUACAUCGAUCCAGAAAAAAAGGAAAGGUUGAACAACAUCAACAGCCCUCAAGGUGUACUUGCAAGAACGCUUCAGCCUCUUUUCAAACCAAUCAGAGAAAUGGAGCCGAGCUUUGGAUUCAUCAGCUAUAGUGACCAACCUCCAGGAUGUAGCGCAGAUCCGAAAAAGUUUGGACACAGCAAAGGAGUUGUGAUGGUGGACAGAACCAGUACGGGAGUCUGGCUCUUGCACAGCACUCCACAGUUCCCUUUCAGAAGAGAACAGAGCAGCUUUUGGCCUCAAAGUGGAAACAAAAACGCUCAGACUUACAUUUGUGUGACAUUUAACUACGACCAGUUUAGUGCAAUAGGAAGACAUCUAAAGAAAAUCCAUAUAUUUCCAUUUGAACAUUAUAUUCCGAAUGAUUUUCAUCGAGAGCUUCAAGAUGCUGUGAAGUGGACAGAAGGAGCUACACCUGUCAUUCCCGACUAUACUGUUGAAUCCCUGACUUUUAGAAGGAAAGAGUUUAAAAUUUUUUCUAAAGCAAAUUCAGAAGAGGGAGAGGAAGAAGUUGGAGAUCUGUACAUCAGCAUUGCAAAGAACCUCAGGAGUGACGUGUACGCCCAGACUUGGGGCUGCCAGCGGGACCGCACGGAGGACUACUGUCCCAGAGAAGACUUUAAAGUCACCAACGUCGAAGAGUUAUCUAUCAGUUCUCUUGGAGCAUGGAAGCCUACGGCAGACCAUUCCAAGUGGUGUGUAGCUGUGGAUCAGAACAAACACUGGACCUGCAUCGCUGAUGUGAACAGGGCCAUAAGUCAGUUCAAGCGUUUCGGAGGCGCACUCUGCAUCAACGAUCAGCGGGUUCACAAUGAGUUUCGGGCUUUCACUAGACUUCCUACCUGUCGGAAGCGUCCUUACCCCCUACCACCUGAAUGUGGUUCAAUCUCUGAUGAUGGCAGUUUACAUUUUUUAAGUGGUUAAA
Cyprinodon variegatus (sheepshead minnow) is the source of this 1161-nucleotide messenger RNA. RefSeq names its product deoxyribonuclease-2-beta-like. The record is from RefSeq and is a predicted model, not a curated record. The transcript is spliced from 7 exons. Lineage: Eukaryota; Metazoa; Chordata; Actinopteri; Cyprinodontiformes; Cyprinodontidae. Gene Ontology annotation, biological process: apoptotic DNA fragmentation. Gene Ontology annotation, molecular function: deoxyribonuclease II activity. The coding region runs from base 30 to 1160 and encodes 376 amino acids.